This is a messenger RNA of Rhinichthys klamathensis goyatoka, 2430 nucleotides long. It is a transcript of the gene stk38b, whose product is annotated as serine/threonine kinase 38b. The coding region runs from base 308 to 1720 and encodes 470 amino acids. The transcript is spliced from 14 exons. Gene Ontology annotation, biological process: peptidyl-serine phosphorylation; intracellular signal transduction. Gene Ontology annotation, molecular function: ATP binding; protein serine/threonine kinase activity. Lineage: Eukaryota; Metazoa; Chordata; Actinopteri; Cypriniformes; Leuciscidae. The record is from RefSeq and is a predicted model, not a curated record.
ACUCGUCAUCACAUCAGUCUGGCAAACACAGAAGAGUUGCAUGUUUAUUGUCACUGGAUGAAGUUCCGUCCAGUUUAACACAUACGCAUUUCUGCGUUCCGUUUUUAGUUCCGCGUGUCUAUAAAACUCGUACAUUUCUCCCGUUUUUUCCCCCCUUUCUUUCUUUUUUGUGGGGAGUCGCUCCAUGUCUGUUUGCCAAGAGACAACGUGUCGAGGGAAAUAUCGUCCUUCAACAGCCAAAGAAAAACUCUGAGCAACUUUAUAUAAGAUCUACAUCCCAGCCGGUUCCAGAACAGCAGUCGUAACCAUGGCGACCCGAGGCCACGCCUCCAGCUCGUUAAUGAGCAACCACACCAAGGAGCGGGUGACCAUGGCCAAGGUCACUCUGGAGAACUUCUACAGCAACCUCAUAUCCCAACACGAGGAGCGCGAAAUGAGGCAGCAGAAACUGGAGAAGGUGAUGGAUGAGGAAGGGCUGCCUGAUGAAGAGAAGCGUGUGCGGCGUUCCCAACACGCUCGUAAAGAGACCGAGUUCCUCCGUCUGAAGAGAACCAGACUGGGUCUGGACGACUUCGAGUCUCUGAAGGUGAUUGGACGAGGAGCGUUCGGAGAGGUGCGUCUAGUUCAGAAGAAAGACACAGGUCACGUUUACGCAAUGAAGAUCCUUCGCAAAGCCGACAUGCUGCAGAAAGAGCAGGUGGGUCAUAUCCGGGCGGAGCGGGACAUCUUGGUCCAGGCAGACAGUCUGUGGGUGGUGAAAAUGUUCUACAGUUUUCAGGAUAAACUGAAUCUUUACUUACUCAUGGAGUUCCUGCCGGGAGGUGACAUGAUGACGCUGCUCAUGAAGAAAGACACCCUGACGGAGGAGGAGACGCAGUUCUACGUGGCCGAGACGGUUCUGGCCAUCGACUUCAUCCAUCAGCUGGGCUUCAUACACCGAGACAUCAAACCCGACAACCUGUUACUGGACUCCAAGGGUCACGUCAAACUGUCCGAUUUUGGCUUGUGUACGGGCCUCAAAAAAGCGCAUCGGACUGAGUUUUACCGCAACCUGAACCACAGCAAAUCAAACGACCUCACGUUUCAGCACAUGAACUCCAAGAGGAAGGCGGAGACGUGGAAGAGAAACAGGAGGCAGCUGGCCUUCUCCACUGUGGGAACGCCGGACUACAUCGCUCCCGAGGUCUUCAUGCAGACCGGAUACAACAAGCUCUGCGAUUGGUGGAGCCUGGGCGUCAUCAUGUACGAGAUGCUGAUAGGCUACCCGCCGUUCUGCUCAGAGACUCCUCAGGAGACGUAUAAGAAGGUGAUGAGCUGGAAGGAGACGCUGGUGUUUCCCCCGGAGGUGCCGAUCUCAGAGCGAGCGAAAGAGCUGAUCCUGCGCUUCUGCUGCGAGGCCGACCACCGCAUCGGCGCGGCCGGCGUCGACGACAUCAAGAGGAACGGCUUCUUCGAGGGCGUCGACUACGAUCACAUCAGGGAGAGACCCGCGGCGAUCCCGAUCGAGAUCAAGAGCAUCGACGACACGUCGAACUUCGACGAGUUUCCGGAGUCCGACAUCCUGCAGCCGCCAAGUCCGGCGGUGGUGAGCAACCAUCAUCACCCGGAGGCGGACUACAAGAACAAGGACUGGGUUUUCGUCAACUACACCUACAAGCGCUUCGAGGGUCUGACGGCCAGAGGAGCCAUCCCGUCCUACAUGAAGAGCGGGAAACGAUGAGGAUAAAACACGAAAACUCUCAUUUCUACCCAAAACACUACCAAAGAACACUUCCAUAUCCAGUCGGGUCACGUUUGUAACGCUGGAUAUUUCAACUGCUUUAUUUACACGUUUUUUAUUUAUGCUUUUCUGCCAUCAGAACUAUUUGUGGGUAAGUUUUGGCAGAUUUAAUACCAAAAACCACUUAUAUAAACGCUUCAUUUGUAGCUCUGAAGUGCAGUGGGUAUUUAAAGCGUUAGCCUAUAUAUAGAGGUUAUGCAUGGACGUCACUUUCCCGCGGGAACAGCCGGACUGAGUGGCAGAAGAGCUGCUGAGGGACUGGAUUUAACAGGAGAAACUGCGCAAAACGAGAGUAAAACAAACGAUUAUCAGUUUAAACUACAGGGUUGGACUCGACAUAGUGUUUCUAACAACUCACCAAAGAUCCAGUGAUCAUGGAUAUUGACAUGCAGCAGGAAUCGUGUUUUCUGACAUUUAUACGAGCCUGAUUUCGACGCUGGGGAAAUACAUAAAGCAAAUUUGUCUGUGAACGCUUUAUAUAAAUACAUUAUAGGUAUAAAUCCGGGUGUUCACUUAUAUCAAUAUAAUAUAUAUCAUCAUAUCGUCCAGCCUUAAAACUUGUGUAGUUUUUUUGUCAGUGUUUAUUUAAAAACAUCCAAUUAUGCAGAAUAUACGAUGGUAAAUAUUUAAUCGAUAAGUUGUCGAUACAA